This is a messenger RNA of Lottia gigantea (owl limpet), 564 nucleotides long. RefSeq lists its product as hypothetical. The record is from RefSeq and is a predicted model, not a curated record. Gene Ontology annotation, molecular function: calcium ion binding. NCBI's taxonomy places the organism in Eukaryota, Metazoa, Mollusca, Gastropoda, Lottiidae. The coding region runs from base 1 to 564 and encodes 187 amino acids. The transcript has 6 exons.
AUGCAAGUGGUUAGGUAUAAACCAGAGGGACUUGAUAUAUUAUGCCGAAACACCAAGUUUUCGCGUAAAGAAUUACAGAUCAUGUAUAGAGGCUUUAAACAGGAAUGUCCGACGGGAAUAGUAAAUGAAGAAACGUUUAAAGAUAUUUAUGCUCAGUUCUUUCCUCAGGGUGAUUCCAGUCAAUAUGCUCACUACGUCUUCAGUACGUUUGAUCAUGACAACAAUGGUUCCAUCAGUUUUGAGGAAUUUGUAAUGGGUUUAUCCGUGUUAUCUAGAGGCACGUUACAGGAGAGGUUACAAUGGGCGUUUAAUUUAUACGAUAUAAAUCGAGAUGGUAUUAUUACUAAAGAUGAGAUGGUGGAUAUAGUGUCUGCUAUCUAUGAAAUGAUAGGGAGAUACUCAGAACUCUGUGAUGAACAUUCACCCAAAGAACACGUAGAUCAAGUAUUUCAGAAAAUGGAUCUCAAUAUGGAUGGGGUGAUAUCACUAGAAGAAUUUAUGGAUACGUGUAAAAGGGAUGAAAAUAUCACGAAAGGAAUGUCAAUAUUUGACACAGUGCUUUGA